AUGGCAUGUCUCAUACACCGUCUCUACAACGAGCGGGCAUUUAGACGGGAGAGAGUAAUUAGGGACAGAAGCAAUCCAUUGGACAUUUACAAUGACGAGGAGCUGAUUGAGAGGUUUCGAUUCGGUAGGAGAGAUCUGUUUGAACUCAUUGAAGAGCUGCCACCGGAUUUACGGUUUGUGUCGGGCCGUAACGCAGCACUGCCACCGGCCUUACAGUUGCUGAUUGCGCUCCGUUUCUAUGGAAACGGAGCUUUCCAAAAUACCGUCGGGGACAUGAUCAGUGUCCACAAAUCUACUGCCUGUCGGGCCAUCCGCAGAGUGUCACUGGCACUGAGCCGCCGCCUUGAGCUUCAUGUUCACCUUCCCACUGAGGCAGAGGCAGUGGGGAUGAAGCAACGGUUCCGCCAGGCCUCCGGCAUCCCAGGAAUCGUGGGCUGUAUUGAUGGGACCCAUGUCAAGAUCCAGGCACCAUCUCAGCAUGAAUAUCUCUUUGUUAACCGCAAGGGAUAUCAUUCUAUCAAUGUGCAGAUUGCUUGUGACGCCAGUUAUAAGAUCUUUAAUUUGGUGGCAAGAUGGCCUGGAUCCACACAUGACGCUCGCAUCCUCCGGGAGAGUGCGCUGUACCGGGACUUCGAGGCUGGUAGGGUGAACGGGCUGCUCCUCGGUGACAGCGGCUACCCACUGAAACGCUGGCUGAUGACACCUAUCAUUGCUCCAAGGACUGACCAAGAACGGCGCUACAAUACCAUCCACUCGGCAACUAGGUCAGUUGUUGAGCGAUGCAUAGGCGUCCUCAAGCGCAGGUUUCACUGCCUUCACGGGGAGCUGCGGAUGCGUCCUGAAAGAGUCUGCACCGUGAUAGCUGCAUGCACGGUCCCCCACAACAUCUGUGUCACCAAGAGGAUCCCUCUCCCCAGGCAGGACCAUCAGCCGGUGCAGGAGGAGGACGGUCUGCAUCAGUCAAUGAGCGACCCGAGCGCUGCGCGGCAGCACUGCACCUCGGAGCGCUCUGGACCCUGGACACCCCUCCCUCCUCCCCUCCCUCCUCAUCCACCCCCACACUCCCCGCUCAGCCUCGCGCAGCCCAGCUCCAGCCUCACACACGUCGCUGCUGAGCACUGUGAGACCCCCACCCCCCCUCCCCUCACACAACCACCACCACCACUGCCUGCCACCGUCUCUGCGAUCCUGCGCUCCCUCACCGGCUUCACUCCUCUUUCCUCUCACUGA
Molecule: messenger RNA, 1230 nt
Organism: Epinephelus moara (kelp grouper)
Lineage: Eukaryota; Metazoa; Chordata; Actinopteri; Perciformes; Serranidae
Product: putative nuclease HARBI1
Exons: 3
Coding region: 1-1230 (409 amino acids)
Source: RefSeq, a predicted model, not a curated record